GUGAUAUCUGAAUAUGUGAUAUCAAAUCACCUCUUUCUAUUUUUCAGUUAAAACAUACUGGACGGUUAUUUAUUACUUACAAAAAACACAAAUGAUUGCAAAUGUUUCGUUUAAAUGCCAUCGUUUAAGUGAUUAUUCGAGGUUUGAAGAACAUUUUGUACAUAGUUAAUUGAAACGAACCAGCACCAUAGAAACCACUCACAUCCGAAAGUAGAUGGAAGCCUACGAACUAGGAAAAUAUGAAAUAGUCAUACAGAAAUCGACACAAGUUGUUACUGAUGGAAUCUUGAUAUUGAAAAAGACAUUUGUUAGAUAUGAAGUAUUUACUACCAUUGCUGAUUCUAAUUAAAUGUCAUGAAAUUAAAGGUGUUUUGGAAUGGACGGUUGUUGGAAAAGUUACAGAUUAUGGACAAAACGUGACUUUAUUUUGCAAUGUUCCAAACUGCUGUCCCAAAGAUGCUGGAUGGGAUAGGUGGACUCCACAUCAACGCACACUGUUUAUAGAUGUCAAAACAGGACGACCUAAUAAAAAGUAUGAUGGAAAGGUUGAGAAAGAUGGAUACACCUUAAUUAUCCAAAACCUGACUAAAAACGAUCUUAAUGUGUCGUAUUCCUGCCUGUAUGGUGUAACAUUAGGUGAACAAAAAUAUUUACUCGCGGAGGAUGUUUUCAAAUACAUGAGUACUGCACAACCAAAUGUUAAUACUGGUAAUGAUAGGAUUUCUGAAGGUCAAGUUGCUGGUAUUAUAGUUGGAGUUGUCGUUCUAGUAGCAGUGGUACUGGCAGUUGGUCUGUUAGUUUUUCACUUUUAUACACAAAAGAAAAAAAGAAACAGUGGAGGUACAACGAAAAAUUACACAUAUGAAGGCGUGUCGACAACGGACGAAGAUUGCUUUCUUGAAGAACCUAUCGAUGUUGAUUGCAUAGAAGGUGAAGAUGCCAUAUUUACCUGUAAAGUACGUCCUGGGAGUCCACCUUUGAAAUGGCUGAAAGGCUGCGAUGAAAUAUCGAAAAAUGAAAAUUGUGAAAUAUACACUGAAAAUUCAAUAGACCACCUUAAACUCAAAAACACACAAACUAAAGACAGUGGCGAAUAUUGUGUUCAAGUUGGACAGUUUUCCAGAUUAGUACAGUUAAAAAUUACAGAAAAAGCAAAUAAAGACGAAAGAAAUAGUUAUAUGAAAGCGAUAGAAUUUGGAUCAGAGGUUAGAGAAUAUGUUAGAAUACAGGUUAUUGGCAAGGAUCGUGUUGGAAAAACGAGUCUUGUAUCCAGAUUACUUGGAUACGGAAGCCAUGAUGGUAAAAGCACUGAUGGAAUUGAAAUUAAUAGAAAAUGUCAAAUUAGAAAAAAAGACGGUGAAUGGAUAGUUGGGAAAGUUGACACAAAAAAGAAAGAUAUGAUAAGAAGGAUACUGCAUGCUUCUACCGUGAAACAAAAAGUACAAAACCGAGUUUCUGGUACGUCAACUCCGCAUACCAAACUACAGCCGAAAGAAAAUCUUUUGAAAAAGGAAAAGAAACCAAAUGUCCAAGAACCAAAUAAAUCUCAGGAUCACUUACCGACUACAGAAAAACAAGAACCAGUUCCGUCUGCGAGAACGAGGGCAGAAGGAUUAUAUGAACAACCGAAAAUCAUUGUUGAUACAAAUAUCACUUCAGUUGAUUCAAACAGCAAAUCAGAUGAAGACACUUUUAAAUCAAAUGAAGAAAGUACGAAAACAACUAAAAGGAAAGAAACAACAAAUCCUGAACAAAUGCCCGAAUCUUCUAUUAAGUCUCUUGACAAUAAAAAUCAUGUUAAUGCUGACAAUAUCACUGAAGCUAUUAUAGAAAAUAUGAAUGAAAUUCUUUCGGGUGCAAAGUUUGAAAAAGACAAAAUGACAUCAGAGGGUUUGGUAGAAUGUGGCAUAUGGGAUUUUGCUGGUCAAAAGGAUUAUUAUGCCACACAUCAGACAUUUUUUACUCCACAUGCUAUCUAUCUCCUGGUUGCAGAUAUUACGGAAGAUAUAAAAGAUAUCCAACAUGAUGAAAAUGCUGAUUUUGAUAAAAUUGGAGAAUACAUUGGGUUCUGGUUUGACAGUAUUCAUUGUUUUUGUACCAAUCCAUCAUCAAACAAGUUAUGUCCACCUGUGAUAAUGGUUUGCACUGGUAUUGACAAAGUUGAUAAGGUUGAAAAUAGAAAAAGGGAAUACGAUAAAAACUUUCGUCGAAUGUUUGAAGAACAAAAAAAGAUUAAUCACAGGAGAGGGAUCUACUUUAUUUCUAACAAAUACCCAGAUGAAAAAGAAAUUGAAAGCCUGAAAAAACAUAUUUGGCAAACUGCAACGGAGAUGAAUUAUUUUUCUGAGAAACGGCCUACAAGGUGGAUAAAUCUAGAAAAUGCCCUGGAGGUUUUAAAGGAUAUGGGGGAAACAGUUUAUUCAUGGAAGAAUACUGUGAAAUUAGCUGAAAAGAAUUCUAUAGAAGAAAAAGAACUGGUUCUUUUCCUGAAUUACCACCAUAAAAUUGGGAACAUAAUAUUUUUUGAUGAUAAACCUGAUUAUAUUAUUCUGCAGCCAAAUUGGUUAGUUAAGUGUUUCCGAUGUCUCGUAUGUGAUGAACAAAAAUAUAGCUCAGCAACGGGGACUGAAAUAUUCAAGCUUAAAGUUAGAGGAGAAUUAUCAGAAACACUACUUGAUGAGCUUUUUGAAAAAGAUACCGACUUAAAAUUUGGAGAAUAUAAACCUCAUAUUCUUGAUGUAAUGGAGAAGUUUGACAUUAUAGUAAAACCACACUUUUCAAAUAGUGACACUAAAUCAUAUUAUAUGCCAUGCAUGAUUGAAACCUCAUCUUCUCUAACAGAACUUAAGGAAAAGUGUUUUAAUGCACAAGGCCACUGUACACCUUGGUUGGUACUCGAAUUCGAAUUUCUUCCCGUUGCAUAUUAUAAUCAUAUAAUGUUUGAUUACAUUAGACAAUAUACAGUCUGUGAAGAAGAACGAGGACAUCCAACCAUUUACAAAGGGAAAGCAGUUGUCUAUUUAGAUGAAAAAGAUUCCAAACUGUUAAUUAUCUGCUUCUCAAAGAAUGCUAUAGCAUUACAGAUAUGGGAAUGGAAAUGGAGUGAUGCAAAUACUGAGCUAUAUGAAAAAAUUUUAAAAGAGCUUUGCGGCAAAAUUGAUAAAUUAGAGGAUCGAUUAAUCCACAAUUUACAUUAUAAAAUAAAGGCAAAAUGUAGUACUGGAGAUUAUUCUCAAAGUUGCGGUAGAAUCAGCUGUGAAGAACUAACUAGACAAUGUACAGAAGCAGAGGAAUACAACUGCAAAGAACAUAAGGGUGUAUGGCACAACAAGACCGAGAUUGAGAACACAUGGUUAAAACAUGCUCCUGCUAUUGAGUCUGAGAUGUUGGCGAAGAAGGAAAAACGAGCCAAAGAAAUAGAAGAACUAAGGAAUACAACAGAAAAAGAAGACAAUUCUGGACUUGAAACUGAGCAGGAAGAAGUUAUCCCAAAGAUUAUCAGAGUCUAUAAUGGAUAG
This is a messenger RNA of Mytilus californianus (California mussel), 3518 nucleotides long. RefSeq lists its product as uncharacterized. NCBI's taxonomy places the organism in Eukaryota, Metazoa, Mollusca, Bivalvia, Mytilida, Mytilidae. The transcript has 15 exons. The record is from RefSeq and is a predicted model, not a curated record. Bases 315 to 3518 code for a protein of 1067 amino acids.